Molecule: messenger RNA, 1267 nt
Organism: Patella vulgata (common limpet)
Lineage: Eukaryota; Metazoa; Mollusca; Gastropoda; Patellidae
Product: DNA repair protein XRCC1
Exons: 9
Coding region: 137-1267 (376 amino acids)
Biological process (GO): single strand break repair; base-excision repair
Cellular component (GO): nucleus
Molecular function (GO): damaged DNA binding
Source: RefSeq, a predicted model, not a curated record
AGCCGGUUGUCGUUUGUUUAUUUUUUUCCGCGAGUUUUGAGUUCUGACUUUGUUUCUAAUUUUAACCGUGAAAAACUGCUAAGUUAGUUAAAACAGUGGCCAUAACAUUUACAUGUUUCUUGGCGUUUAAGAGAAAAUGCCUGAGAUCAAAUUACAGCACGUUGUUUCUUGUAGCAGCGAAGACAAGAAUAAUCCUGCAGAAAAUCUGUUAAAAUCUGACGGGACUCACAAAUGGAAGAGCGCAACAUCUGGCUUAAAACAGGGGACAGUAGUUUUACAGUUUGAGAAAUCCUCCCAGAUACAGUCUAUAGAUAUCGGGAAUGAUGGUGCUGCUUUUGUUGAAAUUCUCGUUGGAAAAUCUACGGCAUCCACGGACCAAGAAUAUCAGGUGAUAUUAAUGGCAUCAACGUUUAUGACUCCCAUAGAAAGUAGAAAUGGUAAUAAUCGUAAUGCUGUCAGAAUGUUCGGGGUCGAUAAACUGUCAAAGGCUGUUGCAGGACAGAAAUGGGAUCGUGUAAAGAUUGUCUGCACACAGCCCUUUAACAAAAAUACACCAUAUGGCUUGUCUUUCAUCCGAUUUCAUUCUCCAUCGGAUGGUACAGAAGAAACACAGAAACCUAUAAAGAAACUGGGAGCUUUUACAAUAAAAUCUGAAGAUGGUGAUAAUAUAAAAGCUGGUUCACUGUUUGCUGAUCGUACAAAAGAUAAACCGACUGAGUCCACUCCAUUAAAAGGUGCCGCAGCUAUCCGAGCUGUAUCUAAGCUAGUUGAAGAGACGAGAUCACCAUCAACCAUUGAAAGAAAAACAGCAUCAACACCUUCACCUUCUGCCUCCGUCUCUACAUCAUCAUCAUCAUCAUCAUCAUCAUCUAAACCAAGUCCUUCAACUGUGAAACGUAAACACAGUGGCAGUGAUGAUGAAGAAAAAAGACCACAGAUUAAAGCUCCACUACGUAAACAAUCUACUAGUCUAUCAUCUGUUUCUAGUAAUAAAAGUCAUGAAGAUAAAGCACCACCUCUAAAAAAGAUUAAAUCUGAACCAGUAAAACAGUCCCCAAUAAAAGAGUUUAGUAAAUUAAUGGAGAAAGUAAUAUUUGCUAUGAGUGGUUAUCAGAAUCCAUAUCGAGGAGAAUUACGUGAUAAAGCUCUAGAAAUGGGAGGAACAUAUAAACCUGAUUGGGGACGCGGUUGUACUCAUUUAAUAUGUGCCUUUCCUAACACACCUAAAUAUAACCAGGUAAAAGAUACUAAAGGUAAUAAUACAUGA